Aspergillus melleus is the source of this 639-nucleotide messenger RNA. RefSeq lists its product as uncharacterized. Bases 1 to 639 code for a protein of 212 amino acids. The transcript has 3 exons. Gene Ontology annotation, molecular function: GTP binding; zinc ion binding; GTP cyclohydrolase I activity. Gene Ontology annotation, biological process: tetrahydrofolate biosynthetic process; tetrahydrobiopterin biosynthetic process. The record is from RefSeq and is a predicted model, not a curated record. Lineage: Eukaryota; Fungi; Ascomycota; Eurotiomycetes; Eurotiales; Aspergillaceae. Gene Ontology annotation, cellular component: cytoplasm.
AUGGCUUCGUUAUCGGUCGACUUGAUAGAUACCACCAGCCCUGCGCAACACACAAACCCUACAGGGACUUUAUCCGAUGGCCCCAAUGGCAUCAAACCCCUGGAUCUGAACCCAUCUCUGAAUGGUACCAAAGGUUCAAAUAAGAACGGCUUCCUCACCUCGGUGAAGGAUUAUACUCCGCCGCUCGAAGGUCACAAUGUAUCCUCUCACAAGCCGAACGAUGGUGCCGAGGUUGACACAAGGAUUGCCACUGCAAUACGAAUGAUCCUAGAAUGUCUCGGCGAGGACCCCAACCGAGACGGCCUCCUUCGAACCCCUCAGCGUUACGCCAAAGCCUUGAAAUUCUUCACCCAGGGCUACAGCAUUAGUCCCGCAGAUGUUGUCAAUGACGCAGUUUUCGAUGUUGACCACAGUGAGCUCGUUUUGGUCAAAGACAUCGAGAUCUUCAGUCUGUGCGAGCACCACCUGGUGCCUUUCAUGGGUAAAGUUACCUUCCCCAAGGUCGAGUUAUUGGCCUAUCUAAGCUCGCGCGGAUUGCUGAAGUCUACGCUCGUCGGCUCCAGGUUCAAGAGCGACUUACGCAGCAGGUCGCAAGGGCUAUUGAUGAGGUUUUGCACCCUCAAGGCGUGGCGGUGGUAG